AUGAAAAAGCAUAUUAUAUUGUUAGGUUUCUGUUCCGUCUUCAGUAUUAUCUCAGCAGUACCAGUUGCAGUACAAAAUGAUGAAAUCAAAGAGAGUUCGUUGACGAUUGAAGAUUCACAACCAUUAAUUGUCGUCGACGAUGACUCACCUCCACCGGAGCUGCCUCAUUUAACGCCGAGUGAGAAAGCAGCGCUGAUUCGUCAGAGUGGACAAGAUCCAGCGAGACGACGGAGAGCGCGACAUUCCAUAACCAGGGUGCAAAAAUUGAAACGUGACUUGGCGCUGGCACCUUGGCGAAUAACCCAUGUGGUUCGACGUCGACCGCCACCGGCAAAGAAGGCCGAUCGGCCGGCUGUGGCUCUACCGGUGGACAGAUGUCCGGAUAAAUUUGAUGCCAUCACUAGAGGUAAGACUGAUCCUUCGAGUCAAACUUAG
Messenger RNA from Cooperia oncophora, 435 nucleotides. NCBI's taxonomy places the organism in Eukaryota, Metazoa, Nematoda, Chromadorea, Rhabditida, Trichostrongylidae. The record is from the annotation of a GenBank genome assembly.